Molecule: messenger RNA, 1572 nt
Organism: Topomyia yanbarensis
Lineage: Eukaryota; Metazoa; Arthropoda; Insecta; Diptera; Culicidae
Gene: mspo
Product: spondin-2
Exons: 4
Coding region: 434-1516 (360 amino acids)
Biological process (GO): actin cytoskeleton organization
Cellular component (GO): plasma membrane
Source: RefSeq, a predicted model, not a curated record
GUUGCUCGAGCGUGUGACUCAGUCUUGGAUGAGAUUUCAUCCAGAGCGGUAGAACGCGAAUCUUCUGGCCGGCGGUCAUUCGUUCACUGGCGAGUGGAGGUUGGUAAUAGCAUCAGAUGCUUUCACCAUAAGUUCGAAAUUUAAAUGGCUGUGCUCGUUGUUAAAACAUAUGUUUUCCAUCAGUGAAUGAUUUUCCUUUCGUUUCGUGACAAACAGUGCAGUGAUUAAUUCGUCUAGACGAACUGAUUGGCAGGUUGGGAAUCGGCCGUCAUUCCGAAGUCUGAAGACACACCCGUUGGACUCGUUCGUUUCGCUUAUAGGUGCUAUAAAUUUCUGUGCUAGUCUUGUCACCUGGUUAAAAACGUAACUACAAACUGCACAGUGUUAGUACGCGUAGUGGAGGUAAAAAAAAUCCAACCUCACCGGAUUAGAAAUGAAGAGAUCGAAACAAGUCCUGCCGCUACCAUCGUCUUCGUCGCCGCUGCCGACGUUUCUGAUGUUGCUAGCAGUACUGUUGAUGUCUUUGCUAAUGGAUUCCGCCGUUGAAGGGGCGGUUUUCCAGAGUGAAAGCUGCGACUCGGAUGCAUUGGUCUUUUACCGGAUCCGACUGGUGACCGAUUGGAGCAAGGAACGGUUCCCGAAGCACUAUCCCGAGUUCCGGCCACCCCCACAGUGGAGUAUGACAUACGGCCAAUCACACAACGCAUCAUUCCAUCUGUUCCAUUUGAAGGAUCUAGCAUCCGAAUCGGUAAAAAUCUUUGCCGAAAGCGGUCACGCACAUGCCUUGGAGGAAGAGUUGACCGCAAGAAAUGCAGCCAUAUACGAUGAGUUUAAUCUUCACAAAAUCCCCAAAGGACAAGGCUCCAGUGAAUCAACACUAUUCGUUGAUGGUCGUCACCACAAGGUUUCAUUCAUUACCAAAAUUAUUCCAUCGCCGGAUUGGUUCAUCGGUUUGGAUUCCUACAAUUUGUGCUCAGCUGGCAGGUGGGUAAAAAAUGUAACCAUUGAUUUAAACCCUCUCGACGCUGGCACCAGCAAUGGAUUAACCUUCACUUCUCCCAAGUGGCCAACGAAUCCACCGAAUGUCAUCGAAACCAUUACCGCUAGAUACCCGAAACAUCUGGCCAGUAGUUUCUUCUACCCGGAGAUCAAACAUCUUCCCGCCAUUGCUCGAGUAACAUUCACGAAGCUUCGCGAGUAUCGUAACACAAAAAACCUUCCCCGGAAAGUAAAGAAAUUCAAGUCCAGGCAGCGCUCGAAACUGCUGAAGAAACUGGCACAGGCGAACCGGAAGCUGGAAAACGAAACCGACGAACAGAUCGACGAUUGCCGUGUUAGCAGCUGGUCCCACUGGAGUUCGUGCAGUCAGUCCUGUGGGUUGGGAAAAAGAACCCGUACUCGGGUGAUCGUAAGUCCUGCGAAAGAUCAGGGCAAAGAAUGCCCCCAUUUGAUGGACACCCAGUGGUGUGGUUCGGCCAGAGAGUGUACGGUCAGUGAGAACUAUUUCCGGUGGUGAAGAAGUCAGUUUUUUCUAAAGUGGAAGUUGAUUUAAUAAAUUUGUUUGUUUAUUAA